AUGGUAUCCUCCAAUAUCAAAAGAUUAGCGAAGAGCUAUUCUGCGCUUCACUCCUCGCCGCGGCGUUCGUCGUCCAUGAAACCUGGUGCCCCUGCACAACGGAUCUUUAAGCAUCGCGUGGCCACUGUUGUGGCUCAAAAAAGCACAGUGGAUCAAGAAUUUCGCAACGACAGACUGGUGUCCUUACUAGCGGUCCCUCUCCACUGGGACUUUUUCGGUUACAUUGUUGAUUGUCUAGUCAAGGCAUCCCUCGUCUGGUCCACAGCCCCAUCACGAUACCAUUCUGUGGCGUGGCCUACAGAAGACACACUCAAGACAGCGGCCUUGUUUGACUUUGUCAAGCAUCUGGUCGUGGCCUCUCGCGUGAAUACCGCGGCCGUGUUGGUCGCGCUGGUAUAUGUAGACAGGUGGAGCCAUAGCUCGGUUGCGGAUGUUCCGCAGUUGAGCUGCGAACAAGUCUUCUUGGUCGCUCUAUUUCUGGCCACAAAGUACGUGGCGGAGAGCUCAUAUGACUUGAAGUAUUGGAAGGCGUGGUCAGCAAUGUCGAAGGCCGAAAUUAGAUGGGCGGAGCGCAAGUUCCUCAAGGUGAUCGACUUUGAGGUGGGCAUUCAGGAAGAACACCUACUGGUCCACUACGACGAGGUGAUGAAGCGAUGCAUCAUUAACAACGAACGCAUCCUCCCUCCGCUUCCAGAGAUCUCUCCUCGUAGACUCGUCCGUCGCCGAGCCCAUGCCGUUCGCCGUGUUGUCGCCCCUGCGCCCGCCUUCAUCCCUUCCUUCCCUGUCCAGGCGAGUCCUGUCUCGCCUGUAUUUGGAGUACUAAGAAGGGAAGUGGACUGGUCUGUCCAUACCGGAGCAACAGUACCUUUCUCGCCCUCGUUGCCCCCUUUGUCUUCGUCCUCAUCAUUGUCAUCAUCCGCGUCGUCCUCUUCUGUGGCCACUCCCUACACUCUGGAUAAGAUAUUGCAGCCACCAAAAAUCCUCCAUAAACACCACCCAGUGUCACACUCCCUGGUGCUACCGGGCAUCUCGAAAAUGAUAUCGAACCCGUAUAAUCGCCUCCCCGGGUAG
This is a messenger RNA of Sparassis crispa, 1071 nucleotides long. RefSeq lists its product as hypothetical. The transcript is spliced from 3 exons. Gene Ontology annotation, molecular function: protein kinase binding; cyclin-dependent protein serine/threonine kinase regulator activity. Gene Ontology annotation, cellular component: nucleus; cyclin-dependent protein kinase holoenzyme complex. The coding region runs from base 1 to 1071 and encodes 356 amino acids. The record is from RefSeq and is a predicted model, not a curated record. Lineage: Eukaryota; Fungi; Basidiomycota; Agaricomycetes; Polyporales; Sparassidaceae. Gene Ontology annotation, biological process: regulation of cyclin-dependent protein serine/threonine kinase activity.